AUGACAGAGGCGUCUCUCUCGGAGGCGAUCACGGCCUUCCUGACAAACACAUCCGCGACACACCAGUACCUGAUCACUCUCUUCCGCCCUGCACCCAUCAUCCUCGACACUGGCGGCAAUCUCCUCACCGCACUGACACAGAUCACCGUCUUGCUGAGUAACCCGCUCACCUUCCCGAGCGUCCUGUUCCUGGCGGAGACGGCCGACGUGUCGGCAUCCGUGGUGGAUAUGCUGCGGCAGAAUGACACGACGUCCGAGAUCCUCAUUAUCUCCGCCCACUCAUCGAACACGCGGCUGUGCGAUCCAAAGACGAAUCGGCGCACUAUGUGCAUGGUGCCGCGCGACAUGAUCAACGUCCGUGGGCUGCUCGAGGUCGUGUCGAAUCAGCUGAGCUGGUAUUCCAUGAGCCUGGCCUUGAGCAACGACAACUAUGGCGACGGCGUUGCACAGGCCAUCACGUCGGAGGUGCAGACGGCGUCGACAACGGCGACUAUUGUGGCGCACGCAUUCAUGAACGGUGCCGCCUCGACGACAGAUGAUGAUGCGGUCGUCGCAUCCCUCAUCAAGUACCGCGCGCGGGGCGUGGGUUGCUUCCUGCGGGAAGCAGAGACGCGUCGCCUGCACGCCGCCGUGGAGCGCAACCGCCGUGCCGCCAACAGCGUCUUUCUCAUCGCCUCACGUGAGAGCCUGAACGUGCUGCCAGACCUGACCGGUGACAUGAACGGAACCGCGAAGCCGUGGGGUGCCAUCUUCGUCUCUGCCUACACGCCUCCAGCGGAGCUCGUCAGCCAAGGCUUCUUUCCCACGACGCACGGAACCGCCGUGGAUGAGUACGGCGCCUUCGUGCUGAGUCACCUGCUCGACGGCCUUCUCAUGUUGGACGCUGCGAAGGGGGCGAUUGACAACAUGUCCGCGCUGCGCGCCGUCCGUUUCCGCGGCUACACCGGCAACGUUGCUUUCGACCCGAUCUACUACCAGCGCGUCGAGACCGUAUUCUCCCUCAUCACGGCCAGCCACACGAUGCGCAACCCACUCGUGACGUGGACCCUGAAGGACUACUCGUCAGACGCGGCGCAGGUGAAUGCCAACCCAAAUGUGACGAGUGCCCUCAUCAAGACGUCGCCGCUGCGCACAGCAACGAUCUGCAUGGCGUCGCCCUCGAACUGCGCGUUUACGCAGAUGAUGAUGUCGAUGUUGUUUGUGAUCACGGCCCACAACGAGAACGUCGCAGACAACGACAGCGACAGCGUCUUCAACUUCUACCCUGUUGCCGUGAACACGGGCGCUAGCGGCGUCAUGGGGCUGUCUUCGUUGAUCCCGAUAGCGCGCUCGUGUACAGUGCUCACCGGACCGGGCUCCGACGCGGUUGUCAUGGCUGUUACCCCUGUAGUGAACGAGUUUCAUAUCCCACAGCUCGACUACGCCGUCUCGAACGACUACUUCACCGACAACGUGCACACGUAUCCUUACUUCUCGCGGAGCUUGCCAAAGAACACCUUUGCGGAUGUGGCGGUGACGCAGCUCUGCGUGCACUACGGGUGGGAACGCGUGAUCAUCAUCACCUCAAACGACCAGUUCGGCAUCUCGCGCGCACAGUCGAUGGCGACGAGGAUGCAACAGCAGAACCUCUACGUGGAGGCGACCUACUACCUCUCCGACGGCAACAACGCCACCGUGGCGGACUGCAUGGAGAAAAUCUACGCCAAGUUGGUGAGCCGCAUCAUCAUUCUCAUCAACCCAUUCACGGCCACACAGGCAGAGACUUUCUUCAGGCUCAGCGAUUACCUCACCUACAUGCGCCAGUACAUCUUCUUUAUGGACAGCGCUCUCUGCCACGCCGCUGCGGCCUCGGCGAACGGCGAUGCGCUGCGUCAGAAACUGCCGAGCUCCAUCUGCAUCUACCCAAACGUGACGCAGACCCGCCUGGCGGCACUGAACACUCUCUACACAAACAGCGACUACGCGACGACGCGGCAGGAGAUGCGCAAGCUCAUGAGUGACGGCGGGUUCCUCUCGUCGGUGGAGUCGUGUGACAUCAGCUCCAUCAGCCCCUACGCUGGCUUCGCCGUGGACGCCGGUUACGUCCUGAUAGACUCCAUCUCUCGCGCCGUCGCUGAAAAUGUGUCGCUGAAUGUCGCCGCCCAUCUGCUGCCCUACAUCCGCAGCACAUCCAUUGACGACUUCACUGGCGAGUGCACCAUCGACUCCACCGGCAACCGCCUCUACGCGGCCUACUCGAUCAACAUCCAGCUCUUGAACGGCAGCGCGCUCUUCAUCGGCACCUGGAACUCGAAGGCGUCCCCGGCGCUGGAAAUUACGGAGUGGUCGUUUGUGUGGCUGACGAACAGCACUGCAGUACCGCUCGACACGUUCCGGGAUGCUUCCUUCGUCCUCAGCACGGCCUUCUCGGCCUCCCCGGGGGCGAUCGUGAUUUCCGUUCUCGGCUUCAUCCUCACCAUAGCCGUCUUCUACUUCUGCUACCGCCACUACCGCAUGCAGAAACUCAUUGAGCAGGCACUGGAAGCGAACCAGUUCCCGGUGACGGACGAGGAGCUGCGUUCCCUGCGCGGCAUCAAGGACGACGUGUAG
This is a messenger RNA of Leishmania major strain Friedlin, 2589 nucleotides long. Its product is annotated as putative extracellular receptor. Gene Ontology annotation, molecular function: adenylate cyclase inhibiting G protein-coupled glutamate receptor activity. The transcript has a single exon. Bases 1 to 2589 code for a protein of 862 amino acids. Lineage: Eukaryota; Euglenozoa; Kinetoplastea; Trypanosomatida; Trypanosomatidae. The record is from RefSeq and is a predicted model, not a curated record.